GAGUGUCUGCUGUGCUGUGGGUUUCCUUAGCAGGUUGCAUGGUACACCGGCACACCAGUAUCAGCUAGUAUGUGCAACUGGAUGAGCUGGCCAUGUGACACUACAUAGGAAAUUUGCUACUUUAAUGUCACCUACAGUGCCCAUAGAUGACUUAAAACAUCUGGAAUCACCUGGUGAUACCGGGGGGGGGGGGGGGGCAUGAAGAAAGCAAGACCUAGCUUCACUUCUCUAGCAAGUGUCCAAAAUAAGUAUUUAUAAGCAUGCCAAAAAUUCCAGCUUUUGUUUUACCCUCAAGGUUAUAUUCUUUUUUAAGUCUUAUCUUUACUUAUGUGUGUGCACAUGUAACGGCUGUGUGCGCAGGUGCCCAAGAGAGCCAGAGAGGGUGUCAGCUUUCCUGGAGCUGGAGUCUGAAGUGAUUGUGAGCUGGGUGCUAGAAACCCAUGCUCAGAUGUUCUGGAAAAGCAGCAAAGGCUCUUACUUGAGUCACCUCUCUAGCCACUCAUUCCUACUUGUAACUAUCUUCCUCAGACAUAGAUCUCGCAUGAGCACCUUCACACAACCAUGGUCUGAAAAUCUGUCAACCAGCCUGACAAAUACCCACUGAUAAAAAUAUGUGUAGGGUGAAAACGCUCUAUUCCGUUAAAACAGUCGAUGAGAUUAGGACGACUGUUAAGGACAUUGGUUAUAUAUUCAUAUCAAUAAUUAAUAACAAUUAUUAAAACAACAAUCUGAGGGGAAUAGAAUACCUGGUGUGUGCAAAGGAGGCGCUCAGUAAAUACGAGCGGAACGACAUGCGAGCGGGAAUACCCUGCCAGUACAUACGCCUUUUCAUCUUAACAUCGUGAUAUUCAUGCUCGAUGAGGAAAUGCCCUGUGUUUAGCCUCCAAAUGAACUUGGUGGAGCAGCUCAAGUGUGACCCAGGCCGUUCCUGGCAGCACUCUGUGGGAGCGGUGACCUGGAAAGCUCUGGUAAAAGUUACUGAAACUGCUACAGUGUACGGGAAAUCACUGCUAAGUUUAAGUCCAAGCAGGAAUGAGAACCAUACCUGCGGAGAAAAGAGGGGAAAUGGAAUCACUUUAAGGCAGGCGGAGCCUACAGCAGCCUGCCAUUUGGCAUGUGCUUCUGCAGAAAUACAACAGAGGACCCAAAGAGCUCCAGGAUCCAGGUGGAGGUGGGGUGGGGUGGGGUGGGUGUGUGUCGAUGGGGAGGGGCCCACUUAACCAUACCUACGACUCACAAAGUUGGGUAGGACCUAUCCAGUUAACUGCUUUCAAAGGAGACUUUAUAUGGAUGUAUAUAGCAGGGAGCUGACUUCCUUAGUCGAUUGGGCCCUUUGAUUAUUUAUCUCUGAAAGAAAACUGUGUGUCUGUGUAUAGGAGCAUAAUGACAGCAGAAUUAUGUCCAUAAAAGACAAAAGGAAAUGCGAUUCAAAAGGUCUUAAUAGUCUUCAUAGACUGAUGCGGUAUGUGGAGGCCAGAGCACGGCAGUUAGUCAGCUGUGCUUCAUUUGAUGCCCACCCUCAUUUUCAAACAAACACCAUACAAAUAAAGAGGCAAAAGUCACUUUUUGCUGGAAUUUCCUUUAAAAAAAAAAAAACUUUAUUAUUCAGGCCAAACUUCCAAAGCUGGUCCAAAGAUAGAGACAAAGGCUAAGAAGGGUCUGCAGUGGCUUUUCUCACUUACAGGUACCUAACUAUGAGUGUGCCAAUUUAAAGUUUAUUUUAGAUCUCAGUAGAAACCAGAAAAGCUAAUCCUUUUCGAUUUAGAAUUUGGUGGGUGUGGCAAUCUAGGAAGACCUAGGAAAUAACUACUGUUUGGUUUGGAUGUUACGCUUGUCUACUAUUAAAAGAGCAUAUAAUUAUAGCCUAAAUGGAGACCCAAAUCUUGAACAGACUAAUCUAAACUUUCAAAAUGUGUACCUUUUAAUGUAACCAUCAAAAACUAUAGCCUGCCAGAUGUUGUAGCACUCAGCAUAACACGGAGCUUACAUUGAAGUCAGGAUCCUUUAAAAAAAAAUAAAAACCCCUUUCUUGCUCUCCAGCUGACAUUACACACCUAAGGAGGGCUUCAUUAGAUCUACUUUGGAGACGUUAAAUGAAUUAUUUUGAGAUAGUUCAGGCUUUUGUUUAAAUGCAGGCGAGAUCUCUCCUUUUACUGUAAGACGAAAACCCUUCUUACCCCUCCCCCACGCCUCAUGUCUUAAUGUUUCAAAAAUUAAAUCUAGAGGUCCGGGGUUCUGAAAGAUUGCCUAGUCUAGACAAAUAGGCGGAGGAAAAGAAGUAGCAGAGGAGGGGGAGAUACGGGCGACAUGGCAGCUCCAUCCCGUUGAAAAGGGGUGGGGUGGGAAUUCCCAUAUAUUUACAGCUUCUCUAUCCCCAGCACCUUUUCUAAAAAGACUCCCAGGCAGGAGAGAGGCGAGGGACGCUACAUAGGACAACCUGGGAGCGGCGGCGGUGGGGGAAGGGGGGACCCAGGAACCCGGCCUGUCACCUGACUGCCAGGAAGAGGGACGUGCAGCUGGGAGCAUCUGAGGGGGGUGGGGAGACCUGGUAGAAGAUGGCAAGAUCCAGCGCUUCCUGGCAGAGCGCUGGCUCUUUCCCUAGACGUGCUCUCCCGCUUUCGGUCGGAGGCUGCCUUUCCAAGACGGGGGAGUAACCUCUGGCAGAGCACCCGGGUUGGUCCUUUUGCAUAGCCGGUGGGAGGAGGGAGGGUGUCCCAAACCAGCGGCCUCAGAUGUGCACAAGGUAGCACAGGAAAUCUUAAGUAGUGUUAUUUGUGACACCAGGGCGGGACAAGAGGUCUGCUUUCCAAAGAGAAGGCUUCGCGUCUGUCUGCAGCAGGCGACAGUCCCGGGCGCCACCUGCGCUUCGGGCGCGGGCCAGGCUGGUGCGCGCCGGGCCCCCAGCGCCCGCUACUGAGAGCGUGAAGUGACCGACCGUGAGUCCUCCGGCUUGCGUCCCCUUCCAGCACCAGGGACUCACGCCCCAAUUACUGCUUGCUCAAGGGUGGACGAGCUCCGGCCGAGCCGCUGCCCCGCCCCGUACUACCUGGCAGCUGCCCGGGUGCAGCGCACAGCGCCCCGCGCGGCCCCAGCAGAGCCCCUGCCCUCCCACCUGCGCCGCGCGCCCGCCGCUCCGUGCUCCCGAGACAGGAGACGCGGCCCCGCUCCCGCUCGCGCCCGCGCACUCGGCGCAGCGCGCGCGCCCGCCGCUCCGCCCGCCCCCCGCGCUCUCCCCGCCCCCUCCCUCCCCCGCAGGCACGAGCGAAUGUAGCCCGCGAGAGAAAAUGGCGGCGGCGGCGGGCGAUCGCGCCUCGUCGUCGGGAUUCCCGGGCGCCGCGGCGGCGAGCCCCGAGGCGGGCGGCGGCGGCGGAGCUCUCCAGGGAAGCGGCGCGCCCGCAGCGGGCGCGGGGCUGCUGCGGGAGACUGGCAGCGCGGGCCGCGAGCGCGCGGACUGGCGGCGGCAGCAGCUGCGCAAAGUGAGGAGUGUGGAGCUGGACCAGCUGCCGGAGCAGCCGCUCUUCCUCACCGCCUCGCCGCCCUGCCCAUCUACUUCCCCGUCGCCGGAGCCCGCGGACGCGGCUGCAGGAGCGAGUGGCUUCCAGCCUGCGGCGGGACCGCCACCCCCGGGAGCAGCGAGUCGCUGCGGCUCCCACUCUGCCGAGCUGGCGGCCGCGCGGGACAGCGGCGCCCGGAGCCCCGCGGGGGCCGAGCCGCCCUCUGCAGCGGCCCCCUCCGGUCGAGAGAUGGAGAAUAAAGAAACCCUCAAAGGAUUGCACAAGAUGGAUGACCGCCCAGAGGAGCGAAUGAUCAGGGAGAAGCUCAAGGCGACCUGUAUGCCUGCCUGGAAGCACGAGUGGUUAGAAAGGAGGAACAGGAGAGGCCCUGUGGUGGUGAAACCAAUCCCUAUUAAAGGAGAUGGAUCUGAAAUGAGUAACUUGGCAGCUGAGCUCCAAGGAGAGGGCCAGGCAGGCUCUGCUGCACCAGCUCCCAAGGGCCGACGAAGCCCGUCUCCUGGAAGCUCCCCAUCAGGGCGCUCAGGGAAGCCGGAAUCCCCAGGAGUGAGACGGAAACGAGUGUCCCCAGUGCCUUUCCAGAGUGGCAGAAUCACACCACCUCGAAGAGCCCCGUCGCCAGAUGGCUUCUCACCGUACAGCCCAGAGGAGACGAGCCGCCGUGUGAACAAAGUGAUGAGGGCCAGGCUGUACCUCCUGCAGCAGAUAGGACCCAACUCUUUCCUGAUUGGAGGAGACAGUCCAGACAAUAAAUACCGCGUGUUUAUUGGGCCACAGAACUGCAGCUGUGGGCGUGGGACAUUCUGCAUUCACCUCUUGUUUGUCAUGCUCCGGGUGUUCCAGCUAGAACCCUCCGACCCCAUGCUAUGGAGAAAAACUUUAAAAAAUUUUGAGGUUGAGAGUUUGUUCCAGAAAUACCACAGUAGGCGUAGCUCAAGAAUCAAAGCUCCAUCUCGGAACACCAUCCAGAAGUUUGUCUCACGCAUGUCAAACUGUCACACAUUGUCAUCGUCUAGCACAUCCACAUCUAGUUCAGAAAACAGCAUCAAGGAUGAAGAGGAGCAGAUGUGUCCCAUCUGCUUGUUGGGCAUGCUGGAUGAGGAGAGCCUGACUGUGUGUGAAGACGGCUGCAGGAACAAGCUGCACCACCACUGCAUGUCAAUCUGGGCAGAAGAAUGUAGAAGAAAUAGAGAACCGUUAAUAUGUCCCCUUUGUAGAUCUAAGUGGAGAUCCCAUGACUUCUACAGCCAUGAGUUAUCAAGCCCUGUGGAUUCCCCUACCUCCCUGCGAGGUGUACAGCAGCCCUCCUCCCCGCAACAGCCUGUGGCCGGAUCACAGCGGAGGAAUCAGGAAAGCAAUUUUAACCUUACUCAUUAUGGAACCCAGCAGAUUCCUCCCGCUUACAAAGAUUUAGCCGAGCCAUGGAUUCAGGCAUUCGGAAUGGAGCUCGUUGGCUGCUUAUUCUCUAGAAACUGGAACGUAAGGGAGAUGGCCCUUAGGCGCCUUUCCCACGAUGUUAGCGGGGCCCUGUUGUUGGCGAACGGGGAGAGCACUGGAACUUCUGGAGGCGGCAGCGGAGGCAGCCUAAGUGCUGGCGCCGCCAGUGGGUCUUCCCAGCCCAGCAUCUCAGGGGACGUGGUGGAGGCGUGCUGCAGCGUCCUGUCUAUCGUGUGCGCUGACCCUGUCUACAAAGUGUACGUUGCUGCUUUAAAAACACUGAGAGCCAUGCUGGUAUACACUCCUUGCCACAGCCUGGCAGAAAGAAUCAAACUUCAGAGACUUCUCCGGCCAGUGGUAGACACCAUCCUAGUGAAGUGCGCAGACGCCAAUAGCCGCACGAGUCAGCUGUCCAUAUCAACACUGUUGGAGCUCUGCAAGGGCCAAGCGGGGGAGUUGGCAGUUGGACGAGAAAUACUUAAAGCUGGAUCCAUCGGUGUUGGUGGCGUUGAUUACGUCUUAAGUUGUAUUCUUGGAAACCAAGCUGAAUCAAACAACUGGCAAGAACUCCUGGGUCGCCUCUGUCUUAUAGACAGAUUGCUCUUGGAAUUUCCUGCGGAAUUUUAUCCUCAUAUUGUCAGUACCGAUGUCUCACAAGCCGAGCCUGUUGAAAUCAGGUAUAAGAAGCUGCUGUCCCUCUUAGCCUUUGCCUUGCAAUCCAUUGACAAUUCCCACUCUAUGGUCGGCAAACUCUCGCGGAGGAUUUAUCUGAGCUCAGCACGAAUGGUGACCACAGUGCCCGCCCUGUUUUCCAAGCUGGUAACCAUGCUAAGUGCUUCUGGAUCCUCCCACUUCGCCAGGAUGCGCCGGCGUCUGAUGGCCAUUGCAGACGAGGUAGAAAUUGCCGAGGUCAUCCAGCUGGGUUCGGAAGACACUUUGGAUGGCCAGCAGGACAGCUCGCAGGCAUUGGCCCCUCCCCGCUAUCCAGAGAGCAGCUCCCUUGAGCACACAGCCCAUGUAGAGAAAACUGGAAAAGGAUUAAAAGCUACGAGACUGAGUGCCAGCUCAGAGGACAUUUCUGACAGACUGGCUGGCGUUUCUGUAGGACUUCCUAGUUCAGCAACAACAGAACAACCAAAGCCAACAGUUCAAACAAAAGGCAGACCCCACAGUCAGUGUUUGAACUCCUCUCCUUUGUCUCCUCCUCAGUUAAUGUUUCCAGCAAUAUCAGCCCCAUGUUCAUCUGCCCCGUCUGUCCCAGCUGGCUCUGUAACAGAUGCUUCUAAGCAUAGACCUCAGGCGUUUGUUCCCUGUAAAAUACCCUCUGCGUCUCCCCAAACACAGCGCAAGUUUUCCCUACAGUUCCAGAGGACCUGCUCUGAGAACCGAGACUCAGAAAAACUCUCCCCAGUCUUUACUCAGUCGAGACCCCCACCCUCCAGUAACAUACACAGGCCAAAGCCAUCCCGACCCGUUCCGGGUAGCACAAGCAAACUAGGGGAUGCCUCAAAGAACAGCAUGACACUCGACCUGAACAGUGCUUCCCAGUGUGAUGACAGCUUUGGCAGUGGCAGCAACAGUGGCGGCGCCGUCAUACCCAGUGAGGAGACGGCAUUCACCCCAGCAGAGGACAAGUGCAGGUUAGAUGUCAACCCCGAGCUCAACUCCAGUAUCGAGGACCUUCUUGAAGCAUCUAUGCCUUCAAGUGACACAACAGUCACUUUCAAGUCCGAAGUCGCCGUCCUCUCUCCUGAGAAGGCCGAAAGUGAUGACACCUACAAAGAUGACGUCAAUCACAAUCAAAAGUGCAAAGAGAAGAUGGAGGCUGAGGAAGAGGAGGCGCUCGCGAUUGCCAUGGCAAUGUCGGCUUCUCAGGACGCCCUCCCCAUAGUCCCUCAGCUGCAGGUGGAAAAUGGAGAGGAUAUCAUCAUCAUCCAGCAGGAUACACCAGAAACCCUACCAGGGCAUACCAAAGCGAAGCAGCCCUACAGAGAAGACACCGAGUGGCUGAAAGGGCAGCAGAUAGGCCUCGGAGCAUUUUCUUCUUGUUACCAAGCACAGGAUGUGGGCACUGGAACUUUAAUGGCUGUGAAACAGGUGACCUACGUCAGAAACACAUCUUCUGAGCAGGAGGAAGUGGUGGAAGCCUUGAGGGAAGAGAUCAGGAUGAUGAGCCACCUCAACCAUCCGAACAUCAUCAGGAUGCUGGGGGCCACGUGCGAGAAGAGCAACUACAACCUCUUCAUCGAGUGGAUGGCGGGAGGCUCCGUGGCUCACCUCUUGAGUAAAUAUGGAGCUUUCAAGGAGUCAGUGGUCAUUAACUACACAGAGCAGUUACUCCGUGGCCUUUCCUAUCUCCACGAGAACCAGAUCAUUCACAGAGACGUCAAAGGGGCCAAUCUGCUCAUUGACAGCACCGGUCAGCGGCUGAGAAUUGCAGACUUCGGUGCUGCCGCCAGGUUGGCAUCCAAAGGAACUGGUGCAGGAGAGUUCCAGGGACAGUUACUGGGGACAAUUGCAUUCAUGGCGCCUGAGGUACUAAGAGGUCAGCAGUACGGUAGGAGCUGUGACGUCUGGAGUGUUGGCUGCGCCAUUAUAGAAAUGGCCUGUGCAAAACCACCCUGGAACGCAGAAAAGCACUCCAAUCAUCUUGCUUUGAUAUUUAAGAUUGCGAGUGCAACUACUGCACCAUCCAUCCCGUCACACCUGUCCCCGGGCCUGCGAGACGUGGCUCUGCGCUGUUUAGAACUUCAACCUCAGGACAGACCUCCGUCAAGAGAGCUACUGAAGCAUCCUGUCUUCCGUACAACAUGGUAGUCAACUGCUCAGGGUGCGCAACAAGGAAAGAAAACUCGCGGGCAGCCACGUUGAUAGUCUGCUGGCCUCAUACCACUGACCAGAAGAGGGGCCAGUGGGGAGCCCGCACCUAAGCAUGUGACUGACAAAUCAUAACUGCACCUGAGCUCCGUCUGCAGACGGCUACAACUCGUGCAGGAGCUGUAAACCGUGCCUUUCACAGGACGCUCUUAGGUGAGCAGGAAGGCGGUGGAGUUUGCAUGAUUAAAUAGCAUAAAUUUAUUUUUGGAGCACUUUUGCAGCAAUAUUAGCAGCUGGGGGCUCAGGAUCAACUUUACUGUGUCACUUCUUCUAUUUCACCUAGGGCCACAGCAGGGUUCUGCAGUUCCGUCUCGGUUUGUUUGUUUGUUUGAUUUUAUUGGGGUUUUUUUUUUUUUGUUUUUUUGUUUUUGUUUUUUAUCACUGGCUGUAAAAAAAAAAAAAGAAAAUCAGAGUAUGCUAUGAAUAGCAGUAAAUACAUGUGUUUUUAAAAGUUAAUAACUUCUUUAUUACCCACAGUUGAAUUUUUUUUUAACUCCUGGUUUAUUGUAGUUCAUUGUGCAUUUUACUGUUGGCCCGUUCAUUUCGUUUUUUCGAAAAAUAUGGUUCUGUAUUUUCAUUUCACCUUCUUCAUUUGUGUUGAAUAUUCAGGGAAAGGUGAUCUCUUCAAACCAGAAAAAAAUAUAGAAGUAGGUGUGAAGUAGUUAAUUAAGUCUGUGCUGUUGCAGGAGUUCUGUUUUCUGCUCAUUGGCAUGUAGGGAAUACUGGCUCAGCCUGCCCUCGUGGUGCGGGGUAAGUAGAAACUCACUCAGAACUCAGUUGUUCUUGGAUGCAGCUCACGGGGCAGGAUUGUCUGAAAGUUGGUGAAUUCUUUCAUAUUAUUUUGCUAGUCUAUAGGAAGUUCACACUUAAAUCUUCCUCUUUGUAACAAUCCAUCAUUCAUCCCCGCUGAUUGUAACGUAACUACUGUUUUCCUUCUGCCGUGCAUGAUGUUUUUAUACUAGACUGGGCUGAUAAACUCACUCACCUACCAAUCAGUAACGUUUUUUAAAACAAAUACUAAAUUUGCUCUGCAUUUAGAAAAUGCUCAGAAAGAAAAAUGAAGUUGAAUUUCAUUUACACACUUAAUUCCUGGCAUUUGCACAACUAUUUGUCUUAGCCUCAAGUUGAAUUCAGAUGCAUGGAAUCGUGAAGGAAAACGGUAGCCCUUUGUACGUGUGUCUUUUAAAUCAAGUACUGAUUAGCUCUUAGCUGUAACUUUGAGAUGUUAAGUUUUAACUCUUCAGAAGCCAGUGUGAAAUAGAAUUGGUUAUUCUCAAAGACUCAGGAUAAAGUAAAUAAGCUAUAUAUAUAUAUAUGUAUUUAUGUAGUACAUUUGGAAUGUACAACACAAAUUGGAAGUAAAAUAAGUCCCAAGACAAGUUUACAGGGAUAGACUGCAGAUAAUUUUCAAAGACAGUUUUAUGUAAAUGUGCUUCUUAGUGAAAAUUUACAUUCCUUUGUUUUGGAAGAUUGGCAAUAUUUGAAGAGUUAAAAAUAAUACAGAAAUGUGAAGUUUGGUAAUGCUAAAUGUAUUGUACUUGACUUUUUUUCUUUUUAUUUUUACUUUUUGACUACUUAGAAUUUUCACAAUUCUAAUGAGAUUGUCCCGAGUCUCUCAUGUGCAAGCUUUAAAGGACACACUCUUGCCAUUUAAUGUACUGGAAGACCAUUGGUCAGAUUAGACUGUGUCUGACAGAGAUGUAAACUGUAUAAACUGAGGAACCUCAGCUAAUCAGUGUUACCGUGUAGAUCCACAUGCCUGCCACAUUUCAAACUCAGACUGUCCCCAGAUGUCAGGACCCACCGUGUUUGAGUUUGUUUGCAGUCCCCUCGGCUUGCUGGUAAUUGUGCUGUUUUGUUUUCGAUGCAAAUGUGAUGUGAUAUUCUUGUUUUCUUUGGAUCAAAGCUGGACUGAAAAUUGUAUUGUGUAAUUAUUUUUGUGUUUUUAAUGUUAUUUGGUACUCAAGUUGUAAAUAACGUCUACUGCUGUUUAUUCCAGUUUCUACUACCUCAGGUGUCCUAUAGAUUUUUCUUCUACCAAAGUUCACUCUCACAAUGAAAUUCUAUGUGCUGUGUGACUAUGAUUCCUAAGACUUCCAGGGCUUAAGGGCUAACUCCUAUUAGCACCUUACUAUGUAAGCAAAUGCUACAAAAAAAAACUCUGGGUUAAGAAAAUUUGGCUUAAAUGUAUCCUUUGUUAUUUUAAAUAUAUCGAGAUAUUUUAAUUAAAAUUUUUACCCCUUUGAACCAAUUUUAUAGUAUUUGUACCUAUUUUGGUGUUUUGUCUUUAUAGUAAAUAAAAGUUUUUGAACAAAA
Molecule: messenger RNA, 10142 nt
Organism: Rattus norvegicus (Norway rat)
Lineage: Eukaryota; Metazoa; Chordata; Mammalia; Rodentia; Muridae
Source: RefSeq, a predicted model, not a curated record